AUGAAGAGAGAAAACUACACAGUCGUGAGUGAAUUUUUUUUCCAGGGUUUUUCCAGCUUUCAUGAACACAAACUUAUUCUCUUUGCAAUAUUUCUCACCUUGUAUAUUUUAACCCUGGCUGGCAAUGUCAUCAUUGUGACAAUUAUCAGUACUGAUCGCCACCUUCACACCCCCAUGUACUUCUUUCUUAGUAUGCUUUCAACUUCAGAAACUAUGUACACAUUGGUCAUUGUACCACAAAUGCUCUCCAGCCUCAUAGGACAAAGCCAGUCCAUCUCCUUGGCUGGCUGUGCCACCCAGAUGUUCUUCUUUAUCACUUUGGCCAUCAACAACUGCUUUCUACUCACAGCAAUGGGGUAUGACCGUUAUGUCGCCAUCUGCAAACCUUUGAGGUACACAGUCAUCAUGAACAAGAAAGUGUGUGCCCUGCUGGUGUGGGGGGCCUGCAGCAUUGGCCUGCUUGUGGCCAUCAUUCAGACUCCCUCUGUGUUCAGUCAGCCCUUUUGUGGUAAAGAGGUGACCCAUUAUUUCUGUGACAUCCGCCCAGUUAUGAAACUCUCCUGUGCUGACACCAAUCUACAUGAUAUAAUUAAUUUUAUCAUCAGCUCGCUUGUCAUUGUGGUGCCCAUGGGUUUGGUCUUCAUCUCCUACAUCCUGAUCAUCUCCACCAUCCUCAAGAUUGCCUCAAGUGAGGGCCAAAAGAAGGCGUUUGCAACUUGUGCCUCUCACCUCAUCGUGGUCAUUGUCCACUAUGGCUGUGCCUCCAUUGCCUACCUCAAGCCUGAGUCGGAGAACACCAAAGAUCAGGAUCAGCUGAUCUCAGUGACCUACACCAUUUUUACUCCUCUCCUUAACCCUGUGGUAUAUACUCUGAGAAACAAGGAGGUCAAGAACGCCCUUCACCGUGCUUUCAUCAGAAAACCUUUUGCCUAG
Myotis davidii is the source of this 933-nucleotide messenger RNA. RefSeq names its product olfactory receptor 10J1-like. Gene Ontology annotation, biological process: G protein-coupled receptor signaling pathway. The coding region runs from base 1 to 933 and encodes 310 amino acids. The record is from RefSeq and is a predicted model, not a curated record. Lineage: Eukaryota; Metazoa; Chordata; Mammalia; Chiroptera; Vespertilionidae. Gene Ontology annotation, cellular component: membrane. Gene Ontology annotation, molecular function: olfactory receptor activity; G protein-coupled receptor activity. The transcript has a single exon.